This is a messenger RNA of Lathyrus oleraceus (garden pea), 2301 nucleotides long. Its product is annotated as exocyst complex component EXO70H1. Gene Ontology annotation, biological process: exocytosis. The transcript has a single exon. Bases 237 to 2003 code for a protein of 588 amino acids. The record is from RefSeq and is a predicted model, not a curated record. Gene Ontology annotation, cellular component: exocyst. Gene Ontology annotation, molecular function: phosphatidylinositol-4,5-bisphosphate binding. Lineage: Eukaryota; Viridiplantae; Streptophyta; Magnoliopsida; Fabales; Fabaceae.
UUUCAGUCCCUGGUUGUUCUAAAUUAAGAAAUUUAUGUGGGCAAUAUCUGAACCUACUCUACUACCGCGUCUCUUGUCUUUCUUCCCCACAAACUGACACCAUUAAGUUCACACCUCAAAUAAUCUUCAACUGUUUCCACUUCUAUAAAUACCCCUCACCCUCAAACUCCAAACUACCUUUUACAAACUUAACUUAAAACUUCAACAAACACAUUAACCACAAACAAACCCUUCAAAUGCCAAAACCUAGAAGCUUCUUUUUCUUCAAACCAUCACCUCCCAAAUCACCACCACAAUUGCCACCUUCCUCGCCUCUCAACAAAACCUUUUCCGAUGCAAUAGUUGACGAAAACAUUGAAACCGCACACUCUCUCAUAACCAAAUGGAACUCUAUUUCCACAUCUUCUAACCAUUCUUAUUCUCUUUUCACAAACUCUCCUCAUGAAGCUAAACAGUAUCUUAACGCUGUUAAGAGGUUACAAUAUGCUAUGAUGUACCUCAUCGCACGUGAUUCCACCUCCGAGAAACUCAUCAAAGCACAAUCGUUGAUGAAACUCGCCAUGAAGAAACUCGAAACAGAAUUUUACGGAAUAUUAGCACAAAACAGAAACCGUUACGGCUCGAAAUCACUCUCGGUUGAAUCAACCGUCGAUCACCGGAGAAGUUUCUCCGAAAUCGACGAUAAAUUUGACGAGGAGACAUCGCUAACUGCCGAAUCGGAUUUGAAAUCAAUUGCAGAAUGUAUGAUCUUCACCGGUUACAGUAAAGAGUGUGCAAAUGUUUACGUGAUUGUGAGAAAAUCGAUAAUGGAUGAAGCACUAUACAAUCUCGGAGUUGAGAAGCUGAGUUUCUCUCAGGUUCAGAAAAUGGAUUGGGAAUUGCUGGAAUGGAAGAUCAAGUGUUGGUUGAACGCCGUUAAAGUUGCCAUUAAUACUCUUUUUCUCGGCGAGAGAAUACUCUGCAAUUACAUAUUUGAUAUACCAGAGAGGAAUAUUGCAUAUUCAUGUUUCACUGAGAUUUGUAAAGAAGGCGCUAUAAUGUUGUUUGGAUUCCCGGAAAACGUUGCAAAGUGUAAGAAUACGCCGGAGAAAAUGUUCAGAAUACUGGAUUUGUAUGAAGCAAUCUCCGAAAACUGGCAACAAAUUGAAUCACUAUUUGCAUCGGAGACAUCUUCGCCGAUUUGUGCUCAGGUGAUCGCUUCAGAGUUGAGGCUCGGUGAAUCCGUUAGAACAAUGCUAUCGGAUUUUGAAUCGGCGAUCCAGAAGGAAACUUCAAAGAUUCCGGUACCAGGCGGAGGAAUUCAUCCUCUCACGCGCUAUGCCAUGAACUACAUUUCGCUUCUCAACGAUUACAGCGACGCGCUCUCUGAUAUAUUCUCCGAUUGGCCACAAACACCGUUACCGGAAUCUUACUACAAAAGUCCGUCUCACGACGAGGAUAAUCCACCGUCGGAGAUAUCAAAACGUCUCUCAUGGUUGAUUCUCUCAGUUCUCUGCAAACUCGACGGAAAAUCGGAACUAUACAAAGACAUUGCGCUUUCUUAUCUUUUUCUCGCGAAUAACAUGCAAUACGUCGUCGUCAAAGUGCGUAACUCGAAUCUAGGGUUUAUUCUCGGCGAGGAUUGGUUAAUCAAGCAUGAGAUGAAGGUGAAGGAGUAUGUUUCCAAAUACGAGCGCAUGGCGUGGAGCAAAGUCCUAUCGUCGAUUCCGGAGAAUCCAACGGCGGAGAAUGCGAGUGUUAUUUUCCAGAAUUUCAACGCCGCAUUCGAAGAAGCGUGCAGAGCACAGUGUUUAUGGGUCGUACCCGACCCGAAAUUGCGAGACGAAUUAAAAGCGUCAAUAGAGUUGAAGGUUGUUUAUAAGUAUAAAGAAUUUUACAUGAAAUAUCGGGUCGGGUUGGAUUCGGUGAUUAGAUAUUCGCCCGAAGAUUUGAGGGACUAUCUAUCGGAAAUUUUGUGUGGUAGUGUUUUGUCGCAUUCUGCUGACCACUUCAAAGUUUGGUGAAGUUGGAAGAGCUGCAGGCAAUGUAUGGGCCCACCUUGUGAUUUGUUCUUUAACGAUGGACAAGAAAAUGAGCCUAAUAUCCAACGACAACAAUGACAGGGUGGCAAUAUGCUGCUACUAUUGUGCAUGGUUAGAUGAACACUCAUAGUUUUUAACAAAAGAUAAUAAUACAAAUAAUUUUAUACUAAUAGGAAAAUACCUUAGGUAGGAAUUGUCGUAAGUAUGAUAUAUUAGAAUCAGUAUUAUAAACAUUGGUUAUGAUUUUUUAUUUAUAUAAAAUAGUGAAAUUCUUUUACAA